AUGGGGAACACAAAGAGCAGCGCUUUGUCCAAAGAACUCCUGGAGGAUUUGAAAUCCAACACAAAGUACUCUGAAGCCGAGCUGUGCUCCUGGUACCAGUCAUUUUUGAAGGAGUGUCCCAGUGGGAAAAUCAGCAAGGAGCAGUUUGAAGGAAUCUAUGCUAGCUUCUUCCCCAAUGCAGACCCAACUGAGUACGCCCGCCAUGUGUUCAGGAGCUUCGACACCAACGCAGAUGGCACUCUGGACUUUAAGGAGUACAUAGUCGCUCUGCAUCUGACAUCCGGAGGGAAGACUCUGCAGAAGCUGGAGUGGGCCUUUGCUCUGUACGACGUGGACGGGAACGGAACCAUCAGCAGCAAUGAAAUCCUUGAGAUAGUCCGGUCAAUAUUCAAUAUGAUUCCUGUGGAAGACCAGAAGAACCUCCCUGAGGAUGAAAACACGCCAGAGAAAAGGGCGGGAAAAAUCUGGGAAUUCUUUGGAAAGAAGGAAAACGACAAAAUCUCUGAGGGAGAGUUCAUUCAGGGAGUGAUGAACAAUAAGGACAUCCUGCGGCUCAUUCAGUACGACGAACCUCAGAAAAUCAAAGACAAGCUGAAGGAGAAGAAGCAAUAG
Molecule: messenger RNA, 612 nt
Organism: Cheilinus undulatus (humphead wrasse)
Lineage: Eukaryota; Metazoa; Chordata; Actinopteri; Labriformes; Labridae
Gene: rcvrna
Product: recoverin a
Exons: 3
Coding region: 1-612 (203 amino acids)
Molecular function (GO): calcium ion binding
Source: RefSeq, a predicted model, not a curated record